Molecule: messenger RNA, 1406 nt
Organism: Sorghum bicolor (sorghum)
Lineage: Eukaryota; Viridiplantae; Streptophyta; Magnoliopsida; Poales; Poaceae
Product: probable CDP-diacylglycerol--inositol 3-phosphatidyltransferase 2
Exons: 11
Coding region: 354-1001 (215 amino acids)
Biological process (GO): phosphatidylinositol biosynthetic process
Cellular component (GO): Golgi apparatus; membrane
Molecular function (GO): CDP-diacylglycerol-inositol 3-phosphatidyltransferase activity
Source: RefSeq, a predicted model, not a curated record
UGGCGAGUCAUCUCCCUCGCAGGCCGCUCUCGGUCCCUCAGCGCAGAUCUUCUGCUCCUUCCCCACUCGCGCUCAGGCUCCGUCCCAAGGAUCGGAUCUUCCGCGCGUCGGCGGCUCCCCCUCGGCGGCGCAGCGACGGAGGGGCAGUUCCAGGCCUGGCGGCGGCGUCGGCGGCUACCCCACCUUCUCUCGCCAGUCGCCUCGCGCCCUCGCCUGCGUCCUCCGCGCACCGGCCGACGACUCUGCGAAUCCUAUUAAGUUUACUGCUGCUACCAAUUUAAGGGCAGAACUCUGCUGGUCUUCAAGCUCUUGGUUACUCCUGAUCUUCUGUGGCACAAUUGUCCUCUGGCAAAAUGCCAUCGGUUUAUCUUUACAUCCCUAACAUUAUUGGGUAUUUUAGGAUCAUCAUAAAUUUCAUUGCAUUUGCGGUUUGCUAUUCCAACAAGGCUCUCUUUGCUCUCCUAUACUUCUUCAGCUUUGUCCUUGAUGGUGUGGAUGGUUGGUUCGCACGGAAGUUCAAUCAAGCAUCAACAUUUGGAGCUGUGUUGGACAUGGUUACAGAUAGGGUUAGCACUGCUUGUUUGUUGGCCCUUCUCUCCCAGUUUUACAGACCUGGUUUAGUCUUCUUGAUAUUGCUUGGGUUGGAUAUUACGAGCCACUGGUUUCAAAUGUACAGUUCUUUCUUGUCAGGUAAGACUAGCCACAAGGAUGUAAAACACACAGGCAAUUGGCUUCUGAAAUUAUAUUAUGGAUACAGGCCAUUCAUGGCCUUCUGCUGUGUUUCUUGCGAGGUUUUAUAUAUUAUCCUCUUUCUCUUUGCUGAUGAGAAGUCAACAAGCUUGCUUAGUGUAUGCAAAGGUGUCCUGAACCAAAAUCCUGUUGUUGUCUUGGUGUUUAUUUCCACUCUAGUUGGCUGGGCAGUGAAACAAGUCACCAACGUCAUCCAGAUGAAAACUGCUGCGGAUGCAUGUGUUGUGUAUGAUCUGAAGCGCAGCAAAUGAAGCUUCAAAGCAUGAAGGCACCCACAUUUACAGUUUAAUUCAGUUUUGUAUCUACACACCCAAAGGGAAAACUCCGCGAGGCUUGUCCACCAGGAACUACGUCUUACUGUGCCUUGACAUCUUUCUGGUGAUGCUAUAAGUGGGACCUGAGGAUGACAUGCCGUGGGAAGAACAUAUCAUAAAUCAUAAAGAAAACCAAAGCAGACGGUUGUUUUUGUGAAAGCAGCGGCAGUUAAGUUGUUGUUGUCAGUGUGUAACUGUGUAUUAAUCUUUCAUACAGCGAUGAUGCGAUCGUGAUCUUUGUUAUCUAGAGUAGCCCUUUGUGUUAACCUGAACGACCAUGUUCCAAACUCCAGGAAUAUAUGAAGGUUUUGAAUAGCAAAAAUUACAUAUUCCCUCCCUGAA